GCCGGAUUGCGCAGGCGCAGCAAGGGGUAAUCCUCUGCUUGGAUGGAGCUCACCGGGGCAGGGGCGGCGAUGAGCAGCAAGAAAGGGCCCGGGAGCAGCCGUGGCAAAAAGAAGAAGCAUAAGAAAGAAAAGGCGCCGCCCCCUCCGCCGGCAGAGAGCGGGAUCCCCACGGGGCCACUUAGUCCCUCCUGCACAGACGACCCUGCCCGCCCGCCUUCCGUGCCCCCCCUGCCUCUUCCUGCUGAAGUUGGAGGUGGGCUCUUGGGAUCUGAUGACGAGGAACAAGAGGACCCCCGAGAUUACUGCCGAGGUGGGUAUUACCCAGUUAAGAUUGGGGACCUCUUCAAUGGGCGCUAUCAUGUGGUACGGAAACUUGGAUGGGGGCACUUUUCAACGGUCUGGCUUUGUUGGGACAUUCACCGGAAGCGCUUUGUGGCCCUCAAAGUGGUGAAAAGUGCGGUACAUUAUACCGAAACGGCUGUGGAUGAAAUCAAGCUACUGAAAUGUGUGCGAGAUUCUGAUCCUAAUGAUUUAAAACGGGAGAAUAUUGUCCAACUGAUUGAUGAUUUCAAGAUCUCAGGAAUCAAUGGUGUCCAUGUUUGUAUGGUCCUUGAGGUUUUAGGGCACCAGCUAUUAAAGUGGAUUAUCAAAUCCAACUACCAAGGGCUUCCCAUACCUUGUGUCAAGAGCAUCCUAUGUCAGGUGCUGCAGGGCCUCGAUUACCUCCACACGAAGUGCAAGAUAAUCCAUACAGACAUCAAGCCAGAGAACAUCCUGCUGUGUGUAGAUGAGAGUUACAUACGACGGCUGGCAGCUGAAGCCACCCUCUGGCAGCAGACUGGAGGUCCUCCUCCCUCUGGUUCUGCAGUCAGCUCUGCACCCCAGGAAAGCCUGAAUGGGAAGCUUUCAAAGAACAAGCGGAAGAAGCUGAAGAGGAAACAGAAACGGCAGAGUCAGCUCCUGGCUGAACGACUUCGGGACCUUCAGCAGCUGGAGGACCUGGCAGCUACGAAUGCAGGGACCAGCAAGUCCGCAGAGACCACAGAAGGGCAUUGCAGUUGCCCCAUCUCGGUCUCUGGAGGGGGAGAGCCCUCGGGGGGAUCUCUGCCCUGCAGUCCCCAAAGCUUGACGUCAUCUUCUGGCUUCUACACACAUAACGCCUACGACAGCUGCAAUGGGCAUUCCCCAUCCGGAACGGCCAGCCAUCACGUCAGCCCUGACUCUGCCACCUCCGGCUUCUCAGGAUCGCUUUUCUCUGGAUCAGCCCUCUCAGGCGUUUCUAACCAGCGGGAGCGUGGUGGGCUUCUCUCACCCAGCACUUUUGGCACUUCUGAAUUCUUGGUGAACCCUUUGGAACCCCAAAACGCAGACAAGAUCAGAGUGAAGAUUGCAGAUCUGGGCAAUGCUUGUUGGGUGCACAAACAUUUUACAGAAGACAUUCAGACUCGGCAGUAUCGGGCUUUGGAGGUCCUGAUUGGUGCUGUCUAUAACACUCCAGCUGAUAUCUGGAGCACAGCAUGUAUGGCUUUUGAGUUGGCAACUGGAGACUAUCUCUUUGAACCUCACUCUGGAGAAGAUUAUACAAGGGACGAAGAUCAUAUUGCCCACAUUGUUGAAUUACUUGGCGAUAUCCCACCACACUUUGCUCUUUCGGGGCGGUACUCGCGUGAGUACUUCAACCGGCGAGGGGAACUACGUCACAUAAAGAACCUGAAGCACUGGGGAUUAUACGAGGUCUUGGUGGAGAAAUACGAGUGGCCUCUCGAACAAGCGGCCCAGUUCACGGACUUCCUGUUGCCCAUGAUGGAAUACAUCCCAGAGGACCGCGCUACAGCUGCCCAGUGCCUCGAGCAUCCAUGGCUAAACUCUUAGGGACAAACCUUGCUAAAACAAACUGAUAAGAGGAAAUAAGGGAAUUCUGGCCCACGUGGCGUUUCCAGGCUCGUUGGUGUUAGCCCGCUUUCCUGGAGUGACGGAUGUGGGGAAGAAUGUUUACUUCUCUUGGUUCCACGAUUGGAGACUCUGGCUGAUCAAGCUGGAGUUCGUAUGGCUGGACUGGAAUCCCACGCAUCAAUUUAUGGCUACUUCUGAAGCACAAAUGAAAGAUGACCAGGAUUUCUUGCCCUUUUUUCUUUUGUUAGCAUAUGCCUUCUUGGUUGACAGUGGCCAUCUUCUCUAGGUGCCAUUGGAAUAAUGCUGUUUGACUGUUUUUUAACCAGUUCUGAGAUUUUUUGCAGGUGUUUUUUUUUCUCUCUCUCUCCCUUUCAAGGUAUAAUGUUUAAAGGUUCCCACCCUUAAAAACCAAACGAGUGUGACAGAAAAGUAAUUUGAGAGGAAUGGGUACGUGUAAGGUGGAUGGUGAGUUGGAUGUACCUGAGUGUUGGAGCAAGAAGCUGGAAAGAGCUGCCAACUUUUUGUUGUUGUUGGAAGAAAAUAUACCCCCCUCCCUUACCUAAACUUCUAUUUUAACUCCAGGAAAAUGUGGCCUUUUUUUGAGCAACGAUUUAUACAGGUGAAUGAAAUUUUGUAGAGUUACAUGAUAUUGAUGUAGAAAUUUAACAGUGGAAGCAUGUGGCGGUAUGAGAAGACUAAUGGCAAAAGAAAUGGAACUACAUAAAUAGCAAAGUGGGAGAGGAAGGAUUCUUAUUCCAGUGGGUUCUGAACACUUCGAUAAAAGAUUUCUGGCAUUUUCUGGGAAGAUUCUCUAAAGUUGCGAUUAGCAGCUGAAUAAACAGAAGGAUGUCAUAGUAUCCCUCCUUCAAUGAGCAUUUACAGCCCCUUUCCAUAUUAUUAGACUAUAGCCCCCAAUAUGCAUGCUUUUCACUAAUCGGGUUGCCUAUCUGCUCAUCAUUUGAUAUCUUGAGAAACCCAAAAAAACAGUUGUGAUUGGGAAUUUUUUUUUUGAAAGGGAUGUAGUAAGAAUUUUUUUAGCAGCCUGGUUUUUCUAAUAUGCCUUGUGAUGUCCAAUGUUGUUUUUACUUCUAUGCUGUUUCAUUUCCUUUAGCCCAUUUUUUUUUGUAUCCAACUUUUGAGACGGUUAGGAAUAGAGAAUAAUCCCCGUUAUCAUUUGCAGGAUUUGGGGGGGGGGGAGGGAGGGAGAUCAAGCUAGCUGUAUGUGUGCGGUUAGUGUGUUUUCUUGGCAGAUGUUUGGGGUUGUUCACGUUGUUGUCCAUCUUGGGCUGCUGUCACAACUCCUAUUCUGAUUUUCAAUACAUGCUACUUGCGAUUAGCAUUUUUUUUUCUUCUUCAAAGAACGGCUGCUCAUAAAAAAGCUUUGAGCCAGAUGAGCAAAAUGAUUGAAGCUACUUUGUGCCUUUACAAUGGAUUCUACCUAUUGUUUGCUGGAUGCACUGAAUAGGGAAGGGAAGAAAAGUGGGAGCUGUUACAUAUAAAGUCUCCCCCUCCCCUCUUCCACUUCCAAAUGUCCUGGGAAAGGAAUGCAAAAGAAAUAAAAGACCUGGAGCCAGGAGUAAAGCCAACAUCUUUUCCUUUUCCUAGAGAUACUCCUUUGGAGCUAAGCUGGAGUUCCUGUUUCUGUGGAAACUGGAUUCAUCUCCCUUGAAUCUGGCGUCUCUGGUGUGAAGCUGGGACUAAAAGAUGUGGUUCUGAUUCCCUUGAACACUCCAGUCUCAACCUGGGGCAGUGGGUGGGCAACAUCUGGGUGAAAAUAUUGUUUAUACCAAAGUUGUGUUGCCCCAGAACCAAACCCAAUGAAAGCGAGACAACUGUUUUCUUGCACUGUUACCUCUCUAAUGAGAAGCCAUGGCCUUGAUUUAGAGGUGCCCCAUGUGUGCCAGUGUUGGGGGGUGGGGGGAGGGAAAGUACGCGUGUUUUGAAUGCUGUGCUGUUACAGGGAUUGAAUUAAAAAAAAAACUUUUUUUCAUUAAAAUAUUUGCAAUAACUUUUGAA
Thamnophis elegans (Western terrestrial garter snake) is the source of this 3909-nucleotide messenger RNA. It is a transcript of the gene SRPK3, whose product is annotated as SRSF protein kinase 3. The record is from RefSeq and is a predicted model, not a curated record. Lineage: Eukaryota; Metazoa; Chordata; Lepidosauria; Squamata; Natricidae. Gene Ontology annotation, molecular function: protein kinase activity; ATP binding. Bases 43 to 1872 code for a protein of 609 amino acids. Gene Ontology annotation, biological process: spliceosomal complex assembly; regulation of mRNA processing; protein phosphorylation. The transcript has 16 exons.